UUAAAUGCUGCACUUGUUUCAACAUUGAUCCUGUGGCUUGGAAGACCCUGAGGAGUGCUGCUGCUGGUUUUGGCUACCAAGUGGUGCAAAGACAAUCAGAUUUGCUCAUCAGUGCUCCACUUGAACAGUAUUCACAAAAUGGAAGAGGGAAAAUAUAUACGUGCACCAACUCCUCCCCAAACUGCCAAACUAUUGAAUUUGAAGCACCAGGUUUUGCAGUCAACAUGUCGCUUGGUUUAACAAUGAAAAGUGAUCCCACGGCACAAAACACUGUGGUGUGUGGGCCAACCAUUCCAAAUGACUGCAAUAGUAUCACCAUGUACAACGGUGUGUGCUUUGAGAUGGAUCACUCUAGUACAUUUGGAACACCCAGACCUGAUUUUAUUCAAGCGUGCCCGCCCCAAGCAGACAUUGCCUUUCUGUUGGAUGGUUCAAUCAGUGUGUCUUCUAGAGAUUUUCAAACAAUGAAGAAGUUUGUGAAAGAUCUAAUCCAGUCAUUGCUUUCAAUUGAUACACAGUUUUCUGUUUCCCAGUUCUCUACUUCACCACAGGUUCAUUUUUACUGCACAAAAUUUUCAUCAUCUACAUCACUGGAUACUACCAUCAAAGAAAUUAGCAAACUAGGAGGAACUACUUACACAGCGAAGGCCAUCAAACAUGUUGUGGAAAAGGUUUUCAUACCACAAAGAGGUUCCAGACCAAAUGUGAAGAAGGUCUUGAUAGUAAUUACCGAUGGGCAAUCCCAUGAUCGAAAUCAUCUGCACAGUGCAGCACAGCUAGCAGAGAGUAAAAACAUUGUUCGAUUUGCUAUUGGGGUGGGGAAUGCAUUUACUAAAACUGAAGCAAAACGAGAACUGCACACCAUUGCAUCGUCUCCUUCAGACAAACACGUGUUUCAAGUGAAGAACUUCAACGCACUUGAAUUAAUAAGACAGAAUCUGCAGGAGAAAAUUUUCUCCAUCGAAGGAUCUCAAAACAGUGGAGAGUCACUGAAAAUGGAAAUGUCUCAAGAGGGAUUCAGUGCAAUUUAUGUGCCUGAGGGAAUUCAAAUGUCUAUUGUUGGUGCAAACCAGUGGAAGGGAGGCUACGUGCAAUACACAACAGAGGGCCAGAAAGUGAAAACAUAUGAGGAUGUGUCUUUGGAGCCUGACAGUUAUCUUGGUUACUCCAUGGCAAUUGUUAUAACCAAAAAUGGCACACUUACAAUUGUUGGUGCUCCAAGAUAUAAACACAGAGGAGUGGUGGUCGCUGUUAACAGACAAAGCUUUGAAAACCAAAAGAUUGAGCCCUUUUCAUCGCAGUAUCAGACUGGUGAAUAUUUCGGGGCAGAGGUGUGUACCAUGGACAUAAAUAAUGACUGCUCUGUAGCCAUGUGCAGAGUGUUCAAGUGCAACACAUUCAUGGCAAGGCUGCAGAGUAGGACGUACAAAAUCUCUGCCAACCUCAGUUCAAGAUGGAUAGAGCAGAUUGGACUUCAAUCUGCCAAAUUCCUCUUGACCAGCACAGCCAGUCUGGAGUACGAUGAAACCCAGUACAUCUACUUUUCAACAGGGUCCAACAGUAAUCCUCCUGUAUACAAGAUAGAGGCAGAAGUAGACGUGUGGCCUGAGCCAGAUUUUACCAAAGAGAUCAUUGGAGGAUCCCUGGGAGGUUUGGCCUUUCUGGCUUUACUCACUGUUGGCCUGUAUAAGGCUGGAUUUUUCAAGAGUAAAUAUAAACAGAUGAUAAGUGAAAAUGCAAAAGACAGCAGCUAAUGCAGGUGCAUCCCCAGCGGAAUUACCUAAAAAGAAACAA
Molecule: messenger RNA, 1794 nt
Organism: Haplochromis burtoni (Burton's mouthbrooder)
Lineage: Eukaryota; Metazoa; Chordata; Actinopteri; Cichliformes; Cichlidae
Product: integrin alpha-X-like
Exons: 16
Coding region: 225-1754 (509 amino acids)
Biological process (GO): cell adhesion
Cellular component (GO): integrin complex
Source: RefSeq, a predicted model, not a curated record